Messenger RNA from Ilyonectria robusta, 1089 nucleotides. RefSeq lists its product as uncharacterized. Bases 1 to 1089 code for a protein of 362 amino acids. Gene Ontology annotation, molecular function: D-alanine-D-alanine ligase activity; metal ion binding; ATP binding. The transcript is spliced from 3 exons. Lineage: Eukaryota; Fungi; Ascomycota; Sordariomycetes; Hypocreales; Nectriaceae. Gene Ontology annotation, biological process: peptidoglycan biosynthetic process. The record is from RefSeq and is a predicted model, not a curated record.
AUGCGGGUUGCUGUUCUUUACCAAGCACUAGAGCCCCCCAUCAUUAAUGGUGUUCGUAAACCGAAGAAACCAGGCGGCUACCAGGACUCCGGUGCUGAUAUAGGGUUUAAUCUAAGCCAAUGCGAGGAUGUGGAAGUUGUGACUCCUUCUGCGAGCCCCAACGCCGCCAAUGAUGGUGAUUGGUGCUUUCCCGAUACCGAGGAAGGAAUUUUGGAUGCCAUUUCCAAGGGUGCUACGUACCUCUGGGCAAACACCAUCGUUUUUGCUUCCCAUCCUUUACAGACAUCCUCUCGCCUAAAAGACUACGAAGAGCGUCUUCGAGUUGUUGGCCAGGGGCCAUUGGUUGUGGACAAGUACGACGACAAGGAGUUUGUCAACAGUUACCUCCGCGCGCUCGGCGGCUUCACGAUGCCCCGUAGUUUUACUGUCCCUUCCAUGUCGAGUAUCUCUUCCGAGAUUGGUCAGCUCUCAUAUCCGGUGGUCGUGAAGCCAAUUCGAGGCCGGGGCAGCUAUGGCGUCAAGGUCUGCCACAAUAUGGAACAACUCCAAGAACACGCCCAGGGCCUCUCCAGCGAGUCAAUGGCAUUUAUGAUUGAAGAGUUUCUUCAAGGAGAGGAGGCAACAGUUACAGUAAUGCCUCCUACUCAGGAUGGUCAGGGCUAUCGAGCUCUUCCGAUCGUCUCACGCUUUAAUCACCAAAACGGCAUUGCACCAUACAACGGUGUCGUUGCUAUCACCACAAACUCAAAGCUUGCUGAAGACGCUGCUAUCAAUCCCACAUACGCCAAACUCUCCGUGGAAUGCGAGCGUGCCGCACGUGUUCUAGGUUUGACUGCGCCUAUCCGCAUCGACGUCCGCCGCUUCAAGAAUACAGCAGACUCACCAUUUGCCCUGUUUGACGUCAACAUGAAACCGAACAUGACUGGCCCAGGUCGACCAGGUCGUGAUGAUCAGGCCAGUCUGUCGCUCAUGGCCGCCAAUGGCCUUGGUUGGGAUUACAAGGAGUUCCUGAGACGCAUUUUGGAGACUUCUAAGUCCUUGAAGACUUUGAGGAGCUUAAAGCCCGUAAAUGGGAAGAGUGAGGCGUGA